CCCUUACACACAUGGGUGUAACGCCACAACAUGGCCGCGACAGAUAAGAAACUCACCAAACCAGCUAACAGAGACUAUUUUGUAUUUCCACAUCCGUUUUGGGUAGUGGCAAUACUCUUCGGCCUCUGGUUAUUGGGGAUCUCCACGUUUUCCCCAGAUAGGAUACCGUUGUUCCUCGGGCCUCUUGGAGACUUUGCCAGACAUCUCGGCAAAAACUACCCUGUUGUGUGUCUGAGUCUGACGGUGAUGACAAUGGUGGUGCACUGUCUGGAGGCGGCGUAUGCAGAGAAGCUGUGCAUAGACAAGCAGCUCAGCAUGGGGGCCUCAGUCAAGUGGACGCUGCAGACACUGAUAUUCGGAUUUGCUUCUCUUAUAAGACUAAAACCAUACUCUCCAUACAAAAAACUCUCUUAGCUCAUUAUAUAAAAAACUUGUUUUAUUGUACAUAUUACCUUGGUAUGUAUGUGUGUGCUUUUAAUUCCAAUGUUGAAGCUCAAAGAAAUAUAUGAUCAUGAUCAUUGGAGUUGAGGUGGAAAUUCAAGUGAUUAAGGGUCCAGACAAGUAAGGGCAAUGGGGCUUCUGGACCUGCCCUGCCCUGCCCUGCCCUGCCCUGCCCUGCCCUGCCCUGCCCUGCCCUGCCCUGAAAAUUAUAUAUAUAUAUAU
This is a messenger RNA of Haliotis rufescens (red abalone), 663 nucleotides long. RefSeq names its product transmembrane protein 254-like. The record is from RefSeq and is a predicted model, not a curated record. The coding region runs from base 31 to 414 and encodes 127 amino acids. Lineage: Eukaryota; Metazoa; Mollusca; Gastropoda; Lepetellida; Haliotidae. The transcript is spliced from 4 exons.